AUGCUUCGUCGAGCAUGGCGUACCGCACCAGUGCAAAGGCUUAGUGUGUCGGUCACGUUAGGCUUGGCGCGCUGGAUCGGUGGCGCAACCGCAGUAGCUGAAGAAGUGAGCGCGCAGGAGUACGCGGAGCGGCGCAGGUGGUUCCUGGAGUGUCUCCCAGAUAAUUCCGUUGUUCUUCUCCCCGCCGCCGAUGAAUCGCUGUACAGUCACGAUAUCCUGUGGCCGCAUCGUCAAGACUCCUUGUGGUACCACCUGUUUGGCAUGCGUGUCCCGAUGCGGCGUCAGCUCGCCCCGCCUUCGUCUGCGAUCACCGAGGAUGUGCGGGUCACCAUCGCGGCUUUUGCCAAGGGCAUGAAGGGCGCCCCCGCGCAAACCCUUCUCUGUGUGCCGCCCGCCACCACGGACACAGCAACGCUGGUGUGGGGAUCUGAGGCGGUGCCGCUCAGCCAGUACAAACGUCUUCUCUGCGCAGAUGCUGAUGGUGGUAUGCUAUCGCCUCGCACGCACGAAAAUGUGGUCACGACGAACGAAGUGGGUACCGUCUGCGCGGCGGUGCACCGGCUUAUCACAGACAUGGCACAGCAGCAGGUAAAGGAAUGGGCAGAAGACAGCGACCUCGAGCUGUCAGCGUUGCCGGGAGGAGGUGGUGGUGUGCAGGCAGGGAGGCUCCUCCCGCUGGGCGUCCUGCCGAGAGUGUUCGCGGCGUAUCCGCAACAGCUACGCUGGGAUGGAAGAGGCUAUCGCCUUCGCCAGCCAGCGGCAUCGAUGCUGCUCGCAAAAACGCAGGAUGCAGCCCACAGCAGCUCUGUCUUUCACCAUCCACUUGAGGCGUUCUUCUCGACGCUGAGCGCGAUGCCCUUUGUGGUGCAUCUGCCACGUCCACUCCUUCUUGCAACCGCCGCAGCGCCGGGGCAGCAGUCGGCCUGCAGCGUAGUCACCUUCCGCUACUCGGCAGUCGCCGGCCACACCCCUGGGCUCGUGCCCUGCACCCUACGAAGACCGAAUUCUCCGACUGCUGUCGCCACCGCAUCCGAAAACGCUGGCAACGAGCCGGAUGCCACGAUGCAGCUGUCUCUACCUAUUCGUCGCAGUGAUGCAUACGCGUGGCUCUACCGGCAGGUCAAAGGCCCUUCUCAACUACGACAGCACCUUCGCAGUGCCCGCGCAACAGAGGAUGCUUUUCUGCAGCUCAUGCACCGCGCCUCCGCGACAUUGUCGGAGCACGUGCUGUACUGUGCGUUUCAGCGGACCGUGUGCGACAUUAGCGAGCACGCCGGGGCAGCUGCCCAGGUACGAUCCGCGUACAUUCCCGUUGUGGCAAGCGGCGUGCGCGGCAGCGAAAUCCACUUCACCGACAACGACGGUGUGGCCGCCCCGGGUGACGUCGUGCGCGUAGACGCUGGUGUGGAGGUGGACGGCGUCCCCACGGACUGCACGCGGACACUUCCGAUAGGCAGUUCACGCUUUCCCUCCUCGUACGUGCCGCUGUACGAGGGAUUGCUCGAGAUUCAGCGCAAGCUACUCCAGUGCAUGAGGCCUGGGGUUUCCGUCCGUGACAUGGCUGGAAUGCACAUCGACGAAACGCGGGCGUUGCUAUGCUCGCUUGGGGUCGAUGUCCGUCGUGCAGCACCCUCGUCAGCCGCACAAAGCCCGUUCCCCCACGAGUCGGCUACUGCAACCUCGUCGCAGGAGCAGCAGGUACCGCUUGCCCUCGUGCGCUCCUGCUUUUGUGCUCACUCGUUCGGGCAUUUCUUUGGCCUCGACAUCCAUGAGGAGCUAAGUAGCGUCUUGCGGCCACUCAAAACGGCAGCGGCAAAGGAAAAGGUCACGCGGCGGCAGCGAUCGACUCCGCGCAUCUUGCAAGGCGGCAUGAUGCACACUGUUGAGCCUGGCGUCUACGUGCCGAGCGCACAAAGAGCGGCCCUCUUCGGCCUCGAGAAGGCGCACUUACCGAUCGCGUUUCACGGCGGUGUUGGUGUGCAAAUCGAAGACGAUGUUCUCGUCUUACCUUCCCCGGAUGGCGAGGACGUCGAUGUUUGCAAAGGUGACGAGCCUCUGGUGCACUGUCCGUGGAGUCGUGGAGACUACCUCCAGCACGCCCUCGCUGCUUUUCAUCGCUACUACGGCAGUGGAGACGCGGGGUGGAUGCCCUCCCUGCUGGUGUCUGUGUGCGACGCGCAUGUGCCCACAGCAAGGGGGGGACGCAUGACUGCUGCUACGCAAAAUGUGUUGCGCUUCCUGUUUGCCCAGCGAGUGGCUAUGGAAGGGUUACCGAAGGCAAAGGCAUCUCUGGCAACGGACGUGUGCGCCAUACAGCAACAGACAUUUGUUCCGAAUCCAGCGUACGUGGACGGACCACCAGUGCCACACGCAGCAGUCUCUGACUGGUACCCGUACUCGAGCAUCGUCUUGACAGCAACUAUCCCAAAGGACAUUGCGCUUAUAGAAGGUGUCAUGCGGCAGUGA
Messenger RNA from Leishmania mexicana MHOM/GT/2001/U1103, 2466 nucleotides. RefSeq names its product metallo-peptidase, Clan MG, Family M24. The transcript has a single exon. The coding region runs from base 1 to 2466 and encodes 821 amino acids. Lineage: Eukaryota; Euglenozoa; Kinetoplastea; Trypanosomatida; Trypanosomatidae. Gene Ontology annotation, molecular function: manganese ion binding; metalloaminopeptidase activity. Gene Ontology annotation, cellular component: mitochondrion. The record is from RefSeq and is a predicted model, not a curated record.